AAUGGCCAAUGCUAACCUAACCACUAGGUGUCAGGGUUGCAUAGCUGCACCCAGAACUGUCAGGCUACUCACGUUAAUUUGAUGUGGUGGGAGUGAACUUCCUGCCUCCAGAGGAGCUUAUGACUAUGAAUAAGUUUGUCACGGAGGUCACUGAAGUCAUGGAUUCAGUGACUUUCAGAAACCUCCUUGACAUUUUUCACUUCAGCUCCAGGGUGGCAGGGGGCACCUGGAGCUGUGAGGAACUGCUGCAGUGAGGGGCAUCGAGAGUGGCAAGGAGGUGCCACCGUGGAUGGUUCUCAUGCGGGGCCACGAUGUCAGAUAUCAUGGUGAAUUUGAAGUCCUUUCAGUCUGAGCAUGCGGUGGAAGAAAGUGAGCAGCCCUUGCUGUGUUUGAGAAGCCGCUGCAAGGGGCUGAUGGUGAAUGCAUGUGCCCAUGCUGUCUUCUUCUGCAAGCUGCUCCAUGCCCUCAGGCAGAAAGCGAGUGGGAAGGUUUCACUGAUUUCCUCCAAGGAAUCCAUGGGCAGUGAAGGCCUGAAGGUUGGGAUUAUUGGUGGAGGCCACAUUGGAAAGCAGCUGGCCAGGGCACUACUGGAGCUGAGUGACAUUUCGGCUCAGAAUAUCCACAUCUCCACCAGGAGGCCAGAGACUCUGUCAGAGUUCCAGCAGCUGGGAGUUGAAUGUUUUUAUGACAAUGGCCAGCUCGUGGCCUGGGCCGACAUUGUGUUUCUUUGUUGCCUCCCAUCUCAUCUACAGCACAUCUGCUCAGGAAUUCAUGCUGCUCUCCGGGAACCCUGCAUUGUGUACAGCCUGGUCACUGCUGUCCCGCUGCCCAGGUUGAAGCAACUCCUUUCCUACAGUGCCAUCCUGAGGCCACAGUACCACUGCACUAGCAGAAACUUAGAGAAUAUGUGGGGGACAAAUGGGACAAUCAUAGCUGCACUCCAAGACCCUAUUGUUAUACAGGCUACCUGUCCCUGUAGCCCCAAAGAGAGAAUUGCUGUCACUGGCAAGUGGUUGGAGGCCGUUUUCUAUGCAGCCCUGAACAGCUGUAUGUGGCGGCACCUGCCCCACCAGCACGCACUGAAGUUACUGAAUGAUGUAUGUUUCCCUGAGCACUGCCCCAUCUGUACAGAGCAGAAGACCUCUUGCCCACGCACCUUCCCCUGGUUUGACCUGACAACUGUACAAAUGAAGGAGUCUCCCUUCAGUCAGCUCCUAGCAAGGAGUGUGCUUCUCCAGAACCAUCUUACUUUUUUGUACUGUACCUCCUUUGGAGUUUUGCUUGCAAAGAGUGGAGGGAUGGCCAGCAGUGGCCUCUGGCAGCAGAAUGUCUUCUCUUUCUGCCGCAGCAGAUCCAAGUAUGGUGCUGGGUCAUGAGUCAAUGUCCACCCACAACUGCUAUUGAUGUGACUUGAAAAAAAGAUCAGGAGAUGUUCCUAACACUCAUUCUGAAGCUUCAUACAGUGUAACGACAGUGUGAUUCCAAACCUCCAGGGAUGGAACUGCUUUGCUAAGGUUUAAUGCUGAAGAGAACUGUGGCAGAGAUUAAGACCCCUUUCCUACCAGUUCCCAUUGUAGGAUCCAUAUGGUUGUGCGUGGUGGAGGAAUGUACGGUGAGGACUUUGUCCUGCAGUGGAAAGGAUAAAGCUGGAAUGGCAUGUAAACCUUUACCUGACCAUCAUCCACAGCACAAACCAACUGCAAAGUAGUGGGCAAAUUAAAACAGUGAAAA
Molecule: messenger RNA, 1731 nt
Organism: Trachemys scripta elegans
Lineage: Eukaryota; Metazoa; Chordata; Testudines; Emydidae
Gene: NOXRED1
Product: NADP dependent oxidoreductase domain containing 1
Exons: 7
Coding region: 312-1376 (354 amino acids)
Biological process (GO): L-proline biosynthetic process
Molecular function (GO): pyrroline-5-carboxylate reductase activity
Source: RefSeq, a predicted model, not a curated record